This is a messenger RNA of Cuscuta epithymum, 3807 nucleotides long. Lineage: Eukaryota; Viridiplantae; Streptophyta; Magnoliopsida; Solanales; Convolvulaceae. The record is from the annotation of a GenBank genome assembly.
UUGGAAAAUAACGGACGAUAAACCAGUUCACUAAUCGGGUCGACGGGUGAUCCGGGACGCACUUUUCUCCUUUGGCCGGUUUCCCACCGUCACAGGUCAUUCAUUCAUCGCCGAGCAAAUGUUCCUGAGCAGCCAUACAGGAACGCCGCUUACCUUCUGUGUCUAUUCUUCCUGUUAUUUUCAUCAAGAUAGAUCAUCAAAAUCUUCCAUGCGCGCUGCAUCCCAUUUCCUCAACACUUUCUCCUUCUCCGUUUUCCAUAAUACCCGUCGUCGCAGCGGCCGUUGGGACCUUCUCAGCCUCUUUUCCACGGCAUCUCUUCUCCGGAGCUCCUCAGCAACGUCUCAUACUCUUCGAUUCCACCCCCGUCGCCCUCUAUACUCCUCUACGCGCCUCUCAUAUCCUAUUUCGGCCAGUACUUUCUUCGAACAGUUAGUUUACGAGUCAGAGGAGUCCUUCAACCAUGAAGAUGAGAUGUCCAGCAGUAGCAAUCAGAGGGAAAGUUUCCAUUUUCAUAGCUCCUUUGACUCUACCGAAUUGAAGCGAGAUGACUCGCCUGAUUUUGGUGUCCAGAAGCUUGAUGACGUUCCGGAAAAGUGGCCUCGGUCAAGACUGGCUUGGCUGUGCAAGGAGCUUCCUGCACAAAAGCAAAACACUUUGGUUCGGAUUCUCAAUGCUCAGAGGAAGUGGCUCAGACAAGAAGAUGCUACUUAUAUCGUGCUUCAUUGUCUGAGAAUUCGUGAAAAUGAGACUGCUUUCAGAGUAUACAAAUGGACGAUGAUGCAACAUUGGUAUCAAUUUGAUUUCAGCCUAACUACAAGGCUAGCAGAUUAUUUGGGUAAGGAGCGUAAACACUUGAAAUGCCGCGAGGUUUAUGAUGACAUACUUAAUCAAGGACGAGUGCCUGCCGCGUCAACUUUCCAUAUUUUAAUUGUUGCUUAUCUCAGUUCAUCUGGUCAAUCAGUGGUUGAAGAAGCAUUUGGAAUUUACAGCCGCAUGAUCCAAUUGGGAGGUUAUAAGCCUCUCCUUAGCCUGCACAAUUCCCUGUUCAAAGCUCUAAUAGGAAAAGCAGGGGGCUCUUUUGCAGAAACUCUUAAACAAGCAGAGUUCGUUUAUCAAAACUUGACUUCCUUUGGGCUUCAUAUACACAAGGAUAUCUACAGUGGCCUUAUAUGGCUCCAUAGUUUUCAAGAUUCAAUCGACAAAGAUAGAAUUGCUUCACUGAGAGAAGAGAUGUGUUUGAGAGGCAUCGAAGAGGGCACGGAUGUACUUUUGUCAGUUAUGAGAGCUUGCUCAAAGGAUGGAGAUGUGGCAGAAGCUGAAAGGACUUGGGCGAAGCUUCUUUCCUCUGAUAAUCAUAAUCCUUCACCACAAGCCUUUGUGUUUAAAAUGUUGACUUAUGCAAAGAUUGGAGAGCAUAUGAAAGCGUUGGAGAUAUUUAGGGGAAUGCAAGAGAAGUUGAGUUCCACUCCUGCCAUAGCAUUUCAUAGAAUCAUAGAGAUAUUGUCAAAAGCUCAAGAGAUAGAACUGGCAGAAUCAGUCUUUCAAGAGUUCGUUGACAGUGGCAUGUGCCCACUCCAGCCUUCAUUUGUACAUCUCAUGCAGAUGUACUCUUUUUCUAGACGACAUGAGAAGCUGGAGUCCACUUUCUUUCAUUGUCUUGAAAAAUGCCGCUCAAAUCGGACAGUCUUCAGCAUCUACCUGGAAUCAUUGGUUCAGAAUGGGGAUAUUGAAAAGGCUGGAGAAUUAUUCAACCAGAUGGUUGAGAACUCUUCUAUUGGUGUAAAUGCUCGGUGCUGUAAUAGCAUAUUGAGAUGUUAUCUCUCUCAUGGGGAUCAUAUCAAAGCAGAAAAGGUGUACCAGUUAAUGCGCCUGAAGAAAUAUGAUACUGAUCCUUCCUUGAUAGAAAAGCUGAGUUUUGUUCUAAGUUUGCGCCAGGUGGAUGUCAAAGAACCAAUAAGGCAGAAACUCAAUAUAGAACAACGAGAGGUUAUGGUGGGGUUGUUGUUGGGUGGUUUGCAAAUCAAAUCAGAUGUGGAGAAUAAGAAACAUUUAAUCCAUUUCCAGUUUAACAAAAACUUGAAACACCAUUCUGUUUUAAGGAGGCAUGUGUAUGAUAAGUAUCGUGAGUGGUUAGCUUGUCUAGAUACACUGGCUGAUGAUGAAGAUAAUGUUCCAUGGGUGUUUGCUACCAUUUCACAUUCUUAUUUUGGUUUUUAUGCCAACCAGUUCUGGAAAAAUGGUAUUCCUACUAUUCCCAAACUAAUCCACAGAUGGCUAUCGCCUCGAGUUCUUGCUUAUUGGUACAUGUACUCAGGGUAUAGAACAUCAUCAGGUGAUAUUCUGUUGAGAUUGAAAGGAAACAAAGACGGUGUUGAAAAUAUUGUGAAGACAUUCAAGGCAAAAUCUUUAGAUUGCAGAGUGAAGAAGAAGGGAGGUGUGUUUUGGAUAGGUUUUAUUGGAGAUAAGUCUGGAUGGUUCUGGAAACUUGUUGAGCCCUUUGUUCUAGAUGAUCUAAAAGAAUGCUUGGAAUCAGGAGGAGGCAACCAAUCAGGUGAUUGCGAAGGAGUUCAACCCAUUGCGAAUUGGUAUGGAUCUGAUGAGAAGCUUUUUGGUUCUAGUGAUGAUGACAUGUGAAUGGUUUGGAUUCUCGCCACUCCAGGGUAAAUUUGUGUCUGGGAAAAAGGCUACAUCACCAUACAAGUGUGCAGAGGUUUAGGUUACGUUUAGCAGCCAGUUAUGGCAGCAUAAUCCUCUUCUUAAUAGCACUACAAUUCCAAAACCAAAAACUCCCGCCCAGCCCUCAUUCAACAGCCUCUACAUUUCAUCAUACACCCUUACCUUUUAUUGAUUCAUUUUCCUUCAAAUACGUCAGAUAUGCUUCCGUUCACUUAGCCAACGAUAGGAGCACCGGAGCAGCGGUUCCUUUGCCUCCCAAUCACCUUUGCCUUUCUCACUUUGCCACCGCCUUGUUCUUUACCGUCAAUUUAUGUACUGAAUCAGUGAGGAGAUGCUCUAAGAUUAUGGAAACAAGGUGUAUAGUACAUUUGGGGAUAACAUACUGUCCUCCUAUAAUGAAGAUGCUAUUGGUGGAUCAAUACAUCAAGCACCUCCAGUUGAUCAAGCAUUGCUUUGCAGUCUUAAAGAUCUUUGAAGAAAGUCCGUGCAUCAAAUGAGUAAACAGCUGUUCUUAACAAAAUGCACCAAAGUGUAACACCGUGCAGCCCAAUGCACCAAUGGACUUGCUCUCCCAAAACUGGGAGCCGUUGUUAAAAUGAGACAUUGGACUCGGCUCUUAUUAAGCCCCUAUGUGCUGCUGGGCUGAUAUAACAGAUUCGGUCGCUAAUAUCCUUUUACCACAAAGGCUCUUGAAGUGAUAUGCUAUGAUCUUAUUUAGCUACUACUAUAAGUAAAUGUGGGCGAUCAGUUGCAGUGGUAAUGACUCCUGGGUGCAUGCGAGUAUGGUGCCUCCUGUAAUCGGCUUCUGGUGUUUGAGCUCAUGUUGCAAAACUGCUUUAAUGGAUUCUUCAGCUGAGCCACUGCUACCCGUCCUCAUUGUUUGUUGCUUGACCUCCCAACACAUUUAGAAAUGUUUACAUGCAAAUUGGAUGAAAUCCUACUUGCUAAAAAAAAUAGAAAUGUUUACAUGCAGAGUUGUAUAUAACGAUUGUGGUUAAGCUUGUAAAACUUGGAAGAACUAAUCUCGCUGCCACUAAACUAAUCAUGCUCCAGAUUAUACGAGAUCAACUUGUAUUUAAGCCCUAUUUGGUAGCAUCAAUUUAUUUCGCUCAUUAGCAUGUUGAGAAGCA